AUGUAUGUUCGAGGAACCGAUGAAGCCAGUUGGUGCAAAUACUUCCCAGCUAGCCUUAAAGGAGUAGCGUCCAAAUGGUUCGAACGGCUGCCCCCAAGAUCAAUUGCUUCCUUUAACGAGCUGCAAACCUUGUUUUCCACCAGGUUCAUGGAAUACAAGGAAGAAAGGAAAACAAGCAUGCACUUGGGACGCAUUCAACAAGGGAAAGACGAGUCUUUGCGAAGCUAUGUUAAACGUUUAAAUUUGGAAGCAGGACAGAUCCCAUAUCUGCCCGAUGGCGUCUCCUUCGAUAAUUUUAUCAGAGGACUGAAGAAGGGAUCAUUCAAAUUUGACUUGGUUAAGAAAAGUGUGCGAACGAUGGCAGAAGUCUUGGACGAGGCCGAAGGCUUUAUUCAUGCAAGAGAGACAUGCAGUGCGUCCAAGGAUGGAAAGGCUGGAGAGGCAACAGACUCCUCGGGGAAGAAAGAGAAUUUCGAUAGACAGGAAAGUCCCACGAAUAUAUGGUACUUGGGCUCUUUCGAAAGAACAUGA
Messenger RNA from Spinacia oleracea (spinach), 531 nucleotides. RefSeq lists its product as uncharacterized. Bases 1 to 531 code for a protein of 176 amino acids. NCBI's taxonomy places the organism in Eukaryota, Viridiplantae, Streptophyta, Magnoliopsida, Caryophyllales, Amaranthaceae. The transcript has a single exon. The record is from RefSeq and is a predicted model, not a curated record.